Molecule: messenger RNA, 1170 nt
Organism: Tympanuchus pallidicinctus (lesser prairie-chicken)
Lineage: Eukaryota; Metazoa; Chordata; Aves; Galliformes; Phasianidae
Gene: PEX10
Product: peroxisomal biogenesis factor 10
Exons: 6
Coding region: 26-1009 (327 amino acids)
Biological process (GO): protein import into peroxisome matrix
Cellular component (GO): peroxisomal membrane
Molecular function (GO): zinc ion binding
Source: RefSeq, a predicted model, not a curated record
UGACGUCAUCACUCUGCGCCGCGCCAUGGCGCUAGGCCCCGCUGGGCCGGCUCGGCUGGUGCGCUGCGGGCAGAAGGACGAGCUGUACCGGAGCGGGCUGCGCAGCGGGGCCGGCACCGCGCUGCACGGGAUCGCGGGGGCUAAGAAGUGGCUGGAGUGGAGGAGGGAGAUCGAGCUGCUCUCCGACGUCGCCUACUUCGCCCUCAGCACCCUGUCAGGCUAUCAGACUCUGGGUGAAGAAUAUGUCAACAUCAUUCAAGUUGACUCAACCAAGAAAAGGGUGCCUUCUUUUCUUCGGCGGGCCAUCUUCGUUUCUCUUCAUACUGUAGUACCCUAUUACUUAGAAAAGGGAUUGCAGCACCUGGAACAUGAAUUGCAGAUAGAAGAUGAUGGGGCUAGAACCUUGCAAAGCAACCCAGCACUUGGCUUGUCCAGUAGGACCUUAAUACGAAACUGGAUUCAGAAACAAGUCAGGGAGCUUACAGAAAAACAGAAGAAAACAAUCCUGCAAGUUGUGUACAUUCUUAAGCAAUCCAUUCCUUUGCUUCAUCGACUACAUCUGGCAGUGUUCUACAUACAUGGCACUUUUUAUCACCUAUCUAAAAGAAUUGCAGGAAUCAGAUAUCUGCACUUUGGAGGAGUACAAGGAGAAGAUCAGAGCAUUCGAUCAAGUUACAAGUUCCUAGGAAUAAUUUCACUCUUCCAUCUUCUUCUGACAAUUGGUGUCCAGAUAUACAGCUUCCAACAAAAGCAGAGAGCAAGGCAGGAAUGGAAACUGCACCGCAAUCUAGCUCUCCAGAAAAAUACGAUAAAGGAAAAAACUACUGGGCGCCAGUCCCGCUGCACUUUGUGUUUGGAGGAACGGAGACAUGCAACAGCCACACCUUGUGGGCACCUGUUCUGCUGGGAAUGCAUCACCGAGUGGUGUAAUACCAGAACAGAAUGUCCACUGUGCAGAGAGAAGUUUCAUCCUCAGAAGCUGAUCUACCUACGCCACUAUCAACUGUGAGGAAAAAUCCAUUACAAGGGCCUCUGCUCUCUUACCUUCAUACAGAGUGGUCAUACAGUUCAGGUUAGUCCAAGAAUGAGACUUUAUUGUAAAACUGGUAACUGCCUGCACAAGGUGGCACUUCAUUCCUGUUGUACAAAAUAAAUCUAUUUCUGCCUCUU